AUAAAAUAGAAAACCCACAUUGGUUACGUUAUCCACCCAACUCUCAGAAAACCCCCAUUUCCUCACACGGCUCGUUUCAAUUCGAGCGGAGAAAAAAAGGUUUGUGUAGAUACCAUUUUCACUUCUCUAAUGGGUGGGGGAAAGCAAGGAGUGAUGGUAGUGGAAAUGCCGAAUAGCAGUGGCCAGAACCCAAUAACGCAGUUACAGAACAAGUUCAAGGAAUUGGAGAUUGGGUUCAAGGGCUGGCUAGCCAAGCAGUCGCUUCCGGUUGAAGCUGCUGUGGUGACUGCAACCAGUGGACUACAGGGUGCUGCUAUCGGUGGGUUUAUGGGAACGCUUACACAGGAUGUUUCUUCCUCUUUGCCUACUCCUCCCCCGGCUGCCAAUCUCAAUCCUCAAGCUAUGGCCUCUUUUCAACAAGCCCAGGCUCUUGCAGGAGGUCCAUUAGUUCAGGCCCGUAAUUUUGCUGUCAUGACGGGUGUUAAUGCUGGCAUUUCUUGUGUCUUGAAAAGAAUUAGAGGCAAGGAGGAUGUCCAGUCCAGUAUGGCAGCUGCCUUUGGUUCUGGAGCACUGUUUUCAUUAGUUAGUGGCAUGGGUGGCCCAAAUCCAGUACCCAAUGCUUUGACAUCUGGCAUUUUCUUUGCCCUUGUUCAAGGUGGACUAUUUGAGCUUGGCCGGAAGUUUUCGCAGCCACCUGCUGAAGAUACACAUUAUGCCAGAACCAGAUCAAUGUUGUCAAGCCUUGGCCUGCAAAAUUAUGAAAAGAAUUUCAAGAAAGGGCUGUUGACAGACAACACUUUGCCGUUGCUCACUGAUAGUGCUCUUAGAGAUGUGAGGAUCCCUCCAGGGCCAAGGCUUCUAAUUCUUGAUCAAAUAAAGAGGGAUCCGGAACUCAGAAAGAGACAAGGAUGAACUCACUGCUAUUACAGUUGCAAGUUGCAAAAGAUCAAAUUUUCCUUUGUGGGAAUGAGAUUGUAUUCUGUAUUUUGAGAAAUAGUGACAGUUUUACUAUGCUUUAUAAUGUUGCAAUGAACUGGGCCAUUAUGGAACUUCUUUGAUAUAUAGCUAGCUGCUUUCCAGCAUUAUAUGGUUUGCUA
Molecule: messenger RNA, 1097 nt
Organism: Nicotiana attenuata
Lineage: Eukaryota; Viridiplantae; Streptophyta; Magnoliopsida; Solanales; Solanaceae
Exons: 6
Coding region: 130-912 (260 amino acids)
Biological process (GO): protein insertion into mitochondrial inner membrane; protein targeting to chloroplast
Cellular component (GO): chloroplast inner membrane; TIM22 mitochondrial import inner membrane insertion complex
Molecular function (GO): protein binding; transmembrane protein transporter activity
Source: RefSeq, a predicted model, not a curated record